Messenger RNA from Procambarus clarkii (red swamp crayfish), 654 nucleotides. RefSeq lists its product as uncharacterized. NCBI's taxonomy places the organism in Eukaryota, Metazoa, Arthropoda, Malacostraca, Decapoda, Cambaridae. The record is from RefSeq and is a predicted model, not a curated record.
AUGGCUUCGUGCUCGGGCGUGGAAUUUUGGUUCGUAACAGCAGAACUGACAGGAGCAGAACUGACAGGAACAGAACUGACAGGAGCAGAACUGACAGAAGCAAAUCUGACAGAAGGAAAACUGACAGGAGCAGAACUGACAGAAGCACAACUGACAGGAGCAGAACUGACAGAAGCAGAACUGACAGAAGCAAAACUGACAGAAGCAGUGACAGAAACAGAACUGACAGAAGCAGAACUGACAGAAACAGAACUGACAGGAGCAGAAGUGACAGGAGCACAACUGACAGAUGCAGAACUGACUGAAGCAGAACUGACAGAAGCAGAACUGGCAGGAGCAGAACUGACAGGAGCAGAACUGACGGGAGCAGAACUGACGGGAGCAGAACUGACAGGAGCAGAACUGACAGGAGCAGAACUGACGGGAGCAGAACUGACGGGAGCAGAACUGACAGGAGCAGAACUGACAGGAGCAGAACUGACGGGAGCAGAACUGACAGGAGCAGAACUGACAGGAGCAGAACUGACGGGAGCAGAACUGACAGGAGCAGAACUGACAGGAGCAGAACUGACUGAAGCAGAACUAACAGGAGCAGAACUGAGAGGAGCAGACAGAAGCAGCUCCCACAUGUUCCCUCGUGUCCGUAUAAAAUAA